AGACGCAAAUGGAGAGAGGGAGGAGAAUGGAUAAGGGAUAUACGUAACUAGAGCCUCAAUUGUGGCAGCGAAAAUAAUAUAGAACACACAGUAGGCUACAGAAAGUAACAUCAAUAUGCGGGACUAGGCUGGAUAAGAGAAUAGCCUAUGGAUUAAAUAGUCUACCAAAUUGGGUUGACCAAUUGUAUCACCUGCAAUCAUUCUUUCAACGCUGUGGCCCUUGAUACAUUGUUUUUAUUUUCAAGCAAUAAUUUUGGAAACAUUUUGCGCUACGACGACUCGUCGCCUCUGAGAUCCUGCUAUUUAAAUAUAGGCCUACAUAAAUGUUAUAGGAUAUAUAUUUUUUUGUUGGGGGGGGGGGUUCACGAUCUGCAUCCACUCUUAUGGCAAUGUCGAUAACACCGUGAUCUUAACUGUGGCUAAACCGGUCGACAUACAUCAUUGUGGUGGAGUUAUCUGUGACUUCCGUAGCUACGGUACUGCCUGGGUUGAGAACUCUUUCCAGCGAUGUUCUCACAAAUACAUGUUUCCUAAUAAUUGGACUGUUCUACCCAGACCAUAGCCACAAUUCUAAACCAAUAGAGAGUGAGUGUGGUUACCAGCAGAAGAGACCAAUAAGGCUUUCCUGCAGCACAGCACACAGUGACCAUGUCUUCCAGGGAGCGUCGGUCAGAACUGUACAUCAAGGCAGAGCCCAGCAGUCCAGAUGGAGGUGGUGGGGGCCGGGCCAGCCCAGGGGGAGCCUCCUCAGACUCCUCCCAGAGUGGUGGAGGUGGAAAUAGAAGAGAUGGGGUUGGGCGCUACUCACCCCAUCUGUACACCCCAGCCCUGCGCUGCCACUUCAAGGAGGAGGGUGGGGACGGGGCAGAGGAGGGAUCCACAGGUAGCGGAGGAGGGCGGUGCAAGUAUGCCCUGAGCACGCUACCUAAGAGACUGUGUUUAGUGUGUGGAGACGUAGCCUCUGGCUACCACUACGGUGUAGCCUCGUGUGAAGCCUGCAAGGCCUUCUUCAAGAGAACCAUCCAGGGUAACAUUGAAUAUAGCUGUCCGGCGUCAAACGAAUGUGAGAUCACCAAGAGGCGCAGAAAGGCUUGCCAGGCGUGCCGCUUCACCAAGUGCCUCAAAGUGGGCAUGCUGAAAGAGGGAGUCCGUCUGGACCGAGUCAGAGGAGGGAGGCAGAAGUAUAAAAGACGUCCAGAGGUGGAGAGCGCGACCUAUCAGAGUGCCGCUUUACCGCUUAGGAAGGAAGGGGAGAAAGGAUCCUCCAGCAUCAUUGUGUCCCACCUCCUGGUGGCAGAGCCAGAGAAACUGUUUGCCAUGCCUGACCCCCUGCAGCCUGAUACGGCUCAGCGCACACUCACCACCCUCUGUGACCUCGCCGACCGCGAACUGGUCGUCAUCAUCGGCUGGGCCAAACACAUCCCCGGCUUCCUGUCGCUGUCCCUGGCAGACCAGAUGUCGGUGCUGCAGUCGGUGUGGCUGGAGGUGCUGGUGCUGGGUGUGGCCUUCCGCUCCCUGGGCUGUGAGGAUGAGGUCGUGUUCGCUGAGGACUUUGUCCUUGACGAGGAGAUGUCUCGCGUGGCUGGACUGACAGAGCUCAACGCAGCCGUCAGCCAGCUGGCCCGACGCUUCCGCUCCCUGCAGCUGGACCGGGAGGAGUUUGUCAUGCUCAAAGCCAUCGCACUCACCAACUCAGACUCUGUGUACAUAGAGGACAUAGAGGCGGUGCAGAAGCUGAGGGACCUCCUUCACCAGACCCUGUUGGAGCUAGAGUGCCAGCGACGCCCCGAGGACCCCCAGCGGGCGGGCCGUCUCCUCCUCACCCUCCCCCUUCUCCGCCAGACGGCUGGUCGCGCCCUCACCACCUUCUACAGCAUCAAGACCCGAGGCGGCGUGCCCAUGCACAAACUCUUCCUAGAGAUGCUGGAAGCCAUGAUGGACUCGCCCUAGAGAGAAGAGAGGAAAGCCAAGGAAAGAGGAUGCAAGGGCAUGAGAGACAGGGAAUCUGCAAAGAAUGAAUGGCUGGCUAGUGUGAUUGGAGAAGUUUUUAUUCGAUUUUGAUAAUGAAGAAUGUGGAGAUUGUCUCUGGAUUGUUUUUGUUUUUUUAUCAUCGACCUCUUCAGAGAUUCAAGUGUGUUUAAAAACAGAGAGAACCCAUGUACAUUUAUUAGAUGCCCUCUGUGGAGGUUGAUGGUGGAAUAUAACUCCUUAAUACAUGACCGCCAAACUUUGUUGAAAGACUCCAAGACUCGGUCAGUUCAAAUAUGGGAAUAAACUACAUCCAAUCAAUCUGAAUGACAGAAUCAUAUUAGAUGUCCACUAUCCCUAACCUUCAGAUGAUAAACUACUGAAGGACUGCAGUGAGAUAUCUAAGACCAGACUGUAACCUUGUGGCUAAGACUUUAUGGCGAACGAUGCAAUUACCUCCCUCCACACAAAAGCCAUACUAAAAUACCAGACAAAGAAAUAGCCAUUGGCAAUGACUGCAGUAUGGGGUCAGACCGACAUGCACCCAUAAGAGUAUUUGUAGGUUUCUCUACAUACACAGUCUUACAAUGCAUUCAUAUGAAUUACUUGCAAUGUGUUUUUAAGCAAUACUUUACAAUUAAUUGCAAGAAAAAUAAUAGUUGUGACUCGUAUGGCAAUGACUGGCUAUACAUAUAGGCUUAGGUGGCCAGGUGGGUGUGGAAAAACUGCUUUAUAAAAGGCUGUGCAAUUGAUUAUUAGUCUAAGAAAAGAAGAGUAUUAUGAUUGUCAACAAAAUGUUGAUGUGUCUCUUUACUUGGGAGUUGUUAGAUUUUAUUUAUACUGUAAGUAGACUCAAUGGGUACACAAAAAAUGGAAUACUGCUCAAGUAGUUGUGUGCGAGACAGAAGGGAAGGUUUACUGCAGUGUUGGCACCACAUUGAAGCAAUGAAGGUGCAGCAAAAUCAGGGGGGGGGGGGGGG
Messenger RNA from Oncorhynchus nerka (sockeye salmon), 2948 nucleotides. Its product is annotated as steroid hormone receptor ERR1-like. The transcript has 8 exons. Bases 649 to 1950 code for a protein of 433 amino acids. Gene Ontology annotation, biological process: regulation of transcription by RNA polymerase II; nuclear receptor-mediated steroid hormone signaling pathway. NCBI's taxonomy places the organism in Eukaryota, Metazoa, Chordata, Actinopteri, Salmoniformes, Salmonidae. The record is from RefSeq and is a predicted model, not a curated record. Gene Ontology annotation, cellular component: chromatin; nucleus. Gene Ontology annotation, molecular function: steroid binding; nuclear steroid receptor activity; nuclear receptor activity.